AUGGGAAGAGAAACAAACGCUAUGAAAUGGAAGUGCGCCCGAAUUGGACCGGACCACCAUUUGUCAGCUGUCGUGUCAGCUGACGUCAAAAUGUACGACGAUAUGCAGUUCGUGAAGAGGAGUAAUGCGGAGUUGAUAAAUGGCCUUAUCGGAAUGGACCUCGGCAAACUGUCGGCAGUCGGCAAACGAUCAAACGCGGAGCUGAUCAACGGGCUGCUCGGGAUGAACCUGAACAAACUGAGCUCGGCUGGUCGACGAUGA
Messenger RNA from Ostertagia ostertagi, 261 nucleotides. The record is from the annotation of a GenBank genome assembly. Lineage: Eukaryota; Metazoa; Nematoda; Chromadorea; Rhabditida; Trichostrongylidae.